AAUAUCCAAAAUAGUUUAAGUAUAUGAUUCAAAUGAAAUACAUCCAACUCUAGUUUAUCGACAACGCUUUUCUUUUCCUGAGAAUAUCCAUUUCCAGAGUGGCUAACGACCACAACUACCAAAAGAAUCAGAAUUCGAACGGCCACCUUCAUCCCACCCAAGUCCUCCUUCAUUUUCUCACUUUGCUCUGCUCUAUGCUGCUCAACCCAAUCGGCGAUCACCAAUGUCGUCCUGUUCUUUCCGUCUCCACCCUCUCCCUUCCGCUAUCUCUCCAUCUAUUCCCCGUCACUUUCUCCGUAACCCUAACCUUUUAGCUUCUCCUCUUCCUUCUCCAAAAUUCCGAACGCUUCUGAAAUCAAAGCCUCCCGUCACUCCAUUGCUCGCCCUCACGGAAUCAUCGGAAGACUCCCCUCAGUCCCUUGGCUCUUCCAUUCAGUCUCUCCUACAGCAGCUCUCCGAUUGCUUUGAUCUUCCAUCGGAUUACUUCCGGAAAUUGCCUAACGAUCUUCGGUUGGAUCUUAAUGAUGCGGCGUUUGAUCUUUCGAAUGGACCUGUUAUUGAUGAGUGUGGUCAAGAACUAGGAGAGCUCCUGUUAAAUCUGUCUCGAGCAUGGGAACAAGGAGACACAUCAACUUCACGUACUUUGGCUAGUAAAUUUCCUUUUAUGGAGAGCAACUUGACAGGGAAAGCUAAAUCAGCGUUGGGCAGGCGCUUGGUAUCUGCUGGAAGGAGAUUCCAGUCCAUGGGUCAGUAUGGUCAGGGUGAAUUGCAGAAGGUUGCACAGACAAUGAUUACAACUGGCAAGUCUCUGGUUGCCAUUCCCAUAGAUGAAACAACUGAUAAGGAACCUAUGACAGAUACCAAAGUUUUCAAGUUUGGAGACCUUCAGGUUGCAAUAACUUCAGAGAAAGCUAAUAUCGGGGCUAUCAUUGGAGCUGUUUUUGGAAUCCUUUCAUGGCAACUAGGCCGGGGUGUUCAAAGCAUUCCAGAGAGCUCUUUGCAGUAUGCCAAUGACAAUGCGUUACUGCUAGCUAAGUCUCUAAGAGGAGUACUACUUGUGCUUUGCUACUCGUCAACAGUUUUGUCAGCUUUUACCACCUUGGGACUUGUGGUUUUGGCAUGGCAGCUGAAGUCAGAGGACAAGUGAUGUUGCAUUUUAGGAUGCAUACUUCAGUGUUGCUCUUGACUAUGCUUAUAGUCAGUACAGCUUAAUUUUAUUGUUGAAGAGUUUAGUAUUUCUGCCUCAUUAAAAUUGGAAGCAGCAUGGGUGGACUCUGUUAGAAUUGAGAUGUCCACUUUGCAGUGUAAUUUGUAUGCAGCUGCAAAUAAGAAUGUCAUUUACUGCCAACUUUUGUUCUUGAAUGUCACUUCUUCUUCAUGUUUUGCUUUGAUGAUGACUUGAAGCUGAAAUAGGAAAAGAAUGUAAAACUUGACCAUCCUUUUCCUUUUCAAUUAUCUGAUUUUUACAGCAAGUUUGAACACAAUUUGUAGGACAACCUAUAACGAGCAGAAUAUUAUUACUAACAUGGUGAUAGAUUUAUGUUGGCAUUAUUUUGUUAUCUUCUUUCAGCCUGGUAAAGGUUUGUUGACUGAAGUCUUUGUUCUGAAACAUGCUUUCUUCCCCUUGUCAAAAUGGGAAGGGUGAUGGAAAGAAAAUUAUGUAGAUCUCCCACAACACGAUUAUUCAGUAUUAACAUGUCAAGAAAAGGGAAUGGGAAUGUUACGGAAGUUGGGAUACAGCUCGAAACUAUGUUUCCACAGGCUUUGUAUGAUGGUUAAUGUUGUUGGUUUGGGAAGAUGAGGUGUUAAGAUUUAUUGGUAAGUGUUCUAAGGUCUAAGCCUUCUAGAUAAUUUUGAAAGUGAAGCAGCUGACUCUAGGUUCCACCUAACUUCAGCUCAACUUGUUUUUGUUUCUCCAACCGUUGAUGUAAUUUGGAUUGAGCUAUAUCUUUAACUAGACUACUGCAUACUUAACAAUCAGAAGAAUUCAUACAAUUUCAUACUAGAAUGGGUUGCAAAUGAUCAGUAGUCGAGCUUAAAAGUUUUUAUGUCAUAUUCAAGGGAACCAAUGAAUUGAAUCCAUUUACUGUAGGGAGAAAAAAGGACAUGAAUAUGACCUGCUUAUUCUUACAGCAUUUAUGGUUAGUGAACAAAUAGUUGAGCCAUAGGAAGUUUCUGAAGAAGUGAAAUAGCAUAACUUGAUAUAGACAUUUGUUUGAUCAUCUAUUUGAUAUGGGAGUGAAUACAAAAUCUAAAAAGAGUACCAUUGCUGCUUUAGCUGUUUAUCCACUGUGUAAUUCCAGAAACUGUAGUUUCUGUCCUCGAAUCUUAGUGAGGGACGGAAUUGGGGAAGAUCUGUCUUUUUGGAACUACUCUUACAUCUUCUCACUGUCCAACCAAGGCUCUUUAAUAUAUUGUUUAACGUCUGAGCUUUACAUUCUGGAAUCUUUUUAAGCCAUUGAAAUUCUCCAGCCUGUGAUGAGAACCUGCAGAAAUUUAAGUAAUGAGUCCCAAUCACAUGAUGUAUGAACCUGCUGACAGGUAAGAAAAGGUGAUUAAUAAUUCAUGUUCAGUUUCUCUCUGCACUUAUUUAACUCAUAAUUUGCUCUCUGGAAACUUCGUUUUCAUCAAUACUUUGGGCUUAUGUGAAAUUUUAUUAUUAUUAAAUUCAGAUUCUUUUGCUUGCCUGGUUCAUCUGUACAAAACAAUUAUAAAGAACACUUGUGCAACCACAAUCUGACGAUGCAAGAUCUUUUCUUGAGGUAGGAGAUUCUUUUACUUAAUACUAUUUUCAAGCUUCUAAGUGCCUGUUUCCUACUGUCUAUGUUGCUAAAAUCUAAAAUAGAAACUGGGCUGAUUGAUUAUUCUAGGUGCUUGAGUGCCUUCUUGCUCAUUGAGAGGGCAUGUAAUUUUCUUAUUCAUAACCUUUCAUUAAUUCUUAAUGCUAACAAUGACAGAUUUUACACUUUUUUAUCAAUUGGUUCUCCCAAGCUUGUGCUGGCCGUCAUGGUAAAAGUGGAUUUUGUUUUAGAUCUCUUGCCACCAUAAAUUUAUCAAAGCCUAUUAGCAUAAUCUGCUGACUAAAUGAUAAUUGGAAUUCUGGGUUGCAAUCCUGUGAUUAUUUGAUGCAUAACUUGGAGCAGAGCUGUGAUUUCCAGUGAACUGAAAUUGUGUCAUUUAGGGUUGUGUUGUGUUAUCUCUCCAACUUAUGUGUUUAUAGCUGAAAAGGAAGCAGGGGAAGAAAUUGUGCCAGUGCCGUUUCCUUAGAAUCUGCUCAUCCUUAGCACGAUGCUUAAUUAGAGAAUUUGCUUCUUCAUCCUUUUACUCAGAUGUGGAAUCAAACUAUAUUAGGCUUUUUGUCCUUAGCUCAAUGUUUAGGACAUUUAUUUCUUUAUCCUUUGCUCAGAUCUGGAAUCCAAAUACCAUUUCAUGCAAGUCAAAGAAAGUGGAGGAUCAGAAGAUUCCCCUGCAGAUGCAUCAUCACUAAUGUCACCAGGAAAGGAACAUGGGUAGACAUUAAUAAGUCAACCACGAAUGGGUCGCCGCAUUGCGAGCAGUAAAAUUUCUGCACAUCUUUUUCUGGUAAGUAACCAAACACCAUCUGCUAUUUGCCUAUUGGCAUUCCAGACUUUUGCCGUUCUCCAAAUACAGCAGUCUUUUCAUUGAGAAAUUUAGAAAAUUGAAAUGGGCUAUUUGUUCAUUUCUUCCAAUUGCAGUUAAAAAAAAGCCUACGACGUAUUUGAGAUAGCUUAGUUGUGUAAAAGCAAUAAAGCAUUAAUUACUGGAUUAAGUGCAAUGUAUUUGGAAUUAUCUGUUGAGUGCAUUUGUCAAAGUACCUACUACUAAUCUACUAUCUAUUUCAUGUAUUUGGAAUUAUCUGUGUGUGUUUCAGAUCAGUUCUGGUAUUUCCCUUGCAUUCAAAAUGACCAAAUUCAAAUGCAUAGAAAGUGUUCAAUUAUAUAAGUCUGCAAGUGGCUGUCAUUCCAUUUCAAAUCAUUCCUACUUUGCACGUAACUGAAUAAUCGUUGGCUGGAAUUUCUGAUGAGCUCUUCAAACUGUUCGGUAUUUCAUUAAAAUACGUUGCGUUGGGGUUUCUCAUUUGAAAAUAUUCAUUUUUCCAAAUAAUGACAAUAUUUCAUAUUGAUUCCUCAUACUUUCUGCAUUGUUUAUGUAAAUAGAAAUGCUACAACUUGGCAUCAGACGUAAUCCCCCCCACUAAUCGACUUUCCUACAAUUUUAGUUUUAAUAGUUUUCUAAAUUAGUAAAUUCUCUAUAAGAAUAUAGGUAAACUCUGAUC
Linum trigynum is the source of this 4297-nucleotide messenger RNA. The record is from the annotation of a GenBank genome assembly. NCBI's taxonomy places the organism in Eukaryota, Viridiplantae, Streptophyta, Magnoliopsida, Malpighiales, Linaceae.